UCCCAUCUCUGUUGAAUUCCGGUCACACUAAUCUUGAAAGCUGCACUAAAGUUACGGAAAAAUAAGUUAAUAUUUUUUUGCAUUUAACAAACAAACUCAUCUCGCUGAGCUCUGGUGAUGUCACAGCUGCGCUCCAAAGUUAUCAGCCUCUACAAGCACUUGCAAUAUCUGGGACGUGAGUACCCCGGUCAAAAUGGGCCUCAAAAGUUCCGCAAGCAAAUCCAUGACGCAUUCAUGAACAACAAGGAUGAGAGCGAUCCAAAGAAGAUUGUGGCUCUGUUGGCGCAGGGACGCUACUUAGCCAAAGAGGUGGAGGCGCUCUAUUCUUUGAAGAAGUAUCGGACCGUGAAGCAGCGCUAUAGCUACAAUGAAUAGAUCUGCGAGACGACGGUGACGUUGGCGGUGUUUAUGUUUAUGCUUUGAAAUUCAAGGACUGACGAGGAGAGAGAGGAAUAUGAUAUGCCUUUUGCUUUCAAUAAUAUACACACACACACACUUAUAAUCUUUUGCCAAAGCAAAAUAAAUCCACUCCCAACACACCGCACACCCUAUAUAAUGCUACCAAACUUCCUAUCCCCUAUACAAAAACUAACAAUUCAUAAUUUCGAAUGUCUUGUCAAUGUCUAACUUCAAGUUUGUGAUUGAUGCAAAACCCAACAAAAACAAAAAAAAGCGAAAAAACGGACGUAGCGAAUAAAAGAAGCAGUCAUUGAAUAACCAAAAAAAAAAA
This is a messenger RNA of Drosophila guanche, 730 nucleotides long. It is a transcript of the gene osi, whose product is annotated as electron transfer flavoprotein regulatory factor 1. Gene Ontology annotation, cellular component: mitochondrion. Lineage: Eukaryota; Metazoa; Arthropoda; Insecta; Diptera; Drosophilidae. The coding region runs from base 118 to 375 and encodes 85 amino acids. The record is from RefSeq and is a predicted model, not a curated record. Gene Ontology annotation, biological process: respiratory electron transport chain. The transcript has 2 exons.